Euleptes europaea (tarantolino) is the source of this 1421-nucleotide messenger RNA. It is a transcript of the gene HGD, whose product is annotated as homogentisate 1,2-dioxygenase. Gene Ontology annotation, cellular component: cytoplasm. Gene Ontology annotation, biological process: L-phenylalanine catabolic process. NCBI's taxonomy places the organism in Eukaryota, Metazoa, Chordata, Lepidosauria, Squamata, Sphaerodactylidae. The transcript is spliced from 14 exons. Gene Ontology annotation, molecular function: homogentisate 1,2-dioxygenase activity. The record is from RefSeq and is a predicted model, not a curated record.
AGAAGGUGGAAAGAAUGGCUGAGCUGAAGUACAUGUCGGGAUUCGGGAAUGAGUUCAGCUCUGAAGAUCCCCGCUGCCCUGGAGCCUUGCCACAAGGACAGAACAAUCCCCAGGUGUGUCCAUACGGUUUGUACGCCGAGCAGCUCUCAGGCUCAGCAUUCACCUGUCCACGGUCCUCCAACAAGAGAAGUUGGCUGUAUAGGAUCCUGCCCUCUGUUUGCCACAAGCCCUUCCAGCCGCUGGAUCAGGGCCAUCUGACACACAAUUGGGACGAGGCGGAGCCGGAACCCAACCAGCUGAGAUGGAAACCUUUCGAGAUACCUACAGCAACACAGAGGAAGCUGGACUUCGUUACAGGGCUGUACACGUUGUGUGGGGCUGGAGAGCCCAGGUCUAGGAAUGGGUUGGCGGUCCACAUCUUCACCUGCAACACUUCCAUGGUCAACAGGGGCUUUUACAAUUCAGAUGGGGACUUUCUGAUUGUACCACAGCAAGGGAAACUGCUCAUCACUACCGAGUUUGGCAAAUUACUGGUGGAGCCCAACGAGAUCUGCGUCAUACAGCAAGGGAUGCGUUUCAGCGUGGAAGUGUUCGGGGAAACUCGGGGCUACAUCCUGGAAGUCUACGGAGUACAUUUUGAGCUGCCUGACCUCGGACCGAUUGGAGCUAACGGUUUGGCGAACCCACGGGAUUUCCUGGUGCCCGUCGCCUGGUAUGAAGACCGCCAAGUCGCCGAAGGGUACACAGUUAUCAAUAAGUACCAGGGGAAGCUCUUUGCAGCACAACAGGCGCAUUCUCCAUUCAACGUCGUGGCCUGGCACGGGAACUACACGCCGUACAAGUACGAGCUCAGCAACUUCAUGGUCAUCAACGCUACAGCUUUUGACCACGCGGAUCCUUCGAUCUUCACGGUCUUGACCGCAAAGUCAACAAAUCCUGGAGUAGCAAUUGCCGAUUUUGUGAUCUUCCCGCCCCGCUGGGGAGUGGCCACCAACACCUUCCGUCCACCUUAUUACCAUCGGAACUGCAUGAGUGAGUUUAUGGGCCUGAUCAAAGGACAUUACGAGGCGAAGGAAGAAGGAUUUCUGCCUGGAGGGGGCACCCUGCACAGCAUGAUGACGCCCCACGGACCGGACGCCGAGUGCUUUGAGAAAGCCAGCACAAGCAAACUGGAGCCAGAGAGGGUUGCCGAAGGCACGAUGGCCUUCAUGUUCGAGUCUUCCUUGAGCCUGGCAGUCACCAAAUGGGGUCUGAAAACUUGCCUGGAUAAGAUGUACUUCAAGUGCUGGGAACCUCUCAAGAGCCACUUCAAUCCCAGACGCAAGUGAAAUGCCCGGAGAGGCGUGUGGAGCCAAAAGGAACCCCCAGGGGAAAACAAAACUGUGCCACCUUCUAAAUCCAUAAAUUCAAUGCGCAGCUGA